AUUCUAUUACUGAAUCAUGUACCAAAACGAUUACCAGAAAUUCUCGGCUUCACCUCCGCCCUCAGCGCCUCCUUAUACCUCCAGUCAACCCGCGAUGGCCACGGGUAUUCCGAUUAGCUCCACCGGUGGUCUUCAACCUGGAACUGAGGUCCCUUGGUCCACCGGCCUUUGUGAUUGCUUCUCGGACGUCACAAACUGUUGUAUCACGUGCUGGUGUCCAUGCAUUACUUUUGGGCAGAUUGCUGAGAUCGUUGAUAAAGGAACAGUGAGUUGUUUUGCAAGCGGCGCCAUUUACGCAGCACUUACAUAUUUCACGACCUGCGCCUGUCUCUUCUCCUGCUCGUACCGCACCAAAUUGAGGAAGCAGUUGAUGUUGAAAGAGAGCCCUUGUGGAGACUGUCUUGUUCAUUUCUGUUGCGAGACAUGUUCUUUGUGUCAGGAGUACCGCGAGCUCACUCACCGUGGUUUCGACAUGUCCCUCGGAUGGGACGGAAAUAUGGAGAGACAGAAUCGUGGAGUGGCGAUGGCUCCCGUGGUGGAGAGAGGAAUGCAGCGCUAGUGUGGACGAUCUGCUUGUAUAUGUUUUUGGACCAGACAAUAUUAUGCUAUGAUGUGUGUUCGUGGCAGCGUGUCGAUCACUUAUCCCGUAUCCAGAAUGGUUGGCCGCAAUGUGCUAAAAUGAUUUCACCACCGAAUUAAUAUUAUCACCCUGUAACCAAUCCAUUUCUAGCAAUCUGUUUCUAAUCGUGUUAUAAAUGCUUGUAAUAGUGAAUGUUAAUUACCAUUGUAUUAAUUUCAGUUAUGAAAAUUCCUCUUAGUCAUGCUUACCGUA
Molecule: messenger RNA, 832 nt
Organism: Vitis riparia (riverbank grape)
Lineage: Eukaryota; Viridiplantae; Streptophyta; Magnoliopsida; Vitales; Vitaceae
Product: protein PLANT CADMIUM RESISTANCE 2-like
Exons: 4
Coding region: 17-559 (180 amino acids)
Source: RefSeq, a predicted model, not a curated record